GGAUAUCCCGUGGGGGCCAUAGGGCCAUAGCCAUCAAACCAUGGAGACCGCGAAGCUGGUGCAGCGGUGCUUGGCGGAUGUCUCUCGGAAGCCAGUUGAGAACGUGGACAUAUACCUGGAGGAUGAGGUGACGACCUGGCAUUUAGCCCUUCACUUCCCCGCCAGCGCGCCCUUCGUAGGAGGGCCAGGCUCCACUCUCAGCGCUUGUGACUUCUCCCUCUACGCUACGCUUUGCUUCGGACCAGAUUUUCCGGCAAAGCCUCCGAAGUUCAAGUUCGAGUCCAAAUGGAUCAACCACCAACACUUGUGGGGCGACCGCAUUUGCCACUCCCUGCUCUCGGAUGACUUUGCGGGCUUCUUCCAGGAGCAGCGCACGCACAGCACCAGCCUCUGGAAUGCAUCCUGUGCAUUGGCAGACGCCGACGGCAUGGGCGGCAUGCCACGCUACCUGCAGAUUCUGCGAGAGUUUCUUGGCAGCGACCUGGACUAUGAAGAGGAGAAACAUGUGAAGUACGAUUCCCAAUCGCUGAAGCUGGAUGUGGAAGCCCAGCGGUGCUUCCGGCCUGAGUGGCUGAAGGCGUCGAGCCGGCUGGAGCCGCGGCCACGUGGGGGCUAUGCAGAGCAGAAAGCAGAGGUGACAGCAGCACCCAAAGAGGCUUGGUGCGACUUCUUCCUGAAAACUCCGCUCCUGCCAGCGGAGCUGGAACGUCAUCCUUGCUUCGAUGUCGCGGUGGUGCCAGGGAGGGUGUCUUCGCUGGCCACGUCCAUGGCCAGUCUUUGCAAGCAGAGUUUUGAGCAGGGUGCGCGCAGCACUGAUCUGGGCCUCCCGGUGCACGCCAUCCUGCCCUACCCCUGCGAUUUGCAGGCUUGGUCAUCAGCUGGCCGGAGCCUGGCAGAGAACGGAAUCGUGCGGCUGGGAGAGGUCGCCCGCUGCUACCGACUGCAGCUGCCCAGUUGCCAAGGCAAAGAUACCAACGGCUUGGAAGACAUCCUGAACAUUGCGGGAGAGAUCUGGAAGACGACGUGCAUCAGCAUCGUGAAGAGUGGCGAGCACGAAUCAGAGCGUGCCAUGAUGUGCUUCGUCACUUUGCACUUCCUCCUCCUGUGCCUGGCGCAGGACCACGCGGGCCUGGCGGCCCACGCAGCGAAGACGGCGGAAGAGUUCCUGAAAAUGGUGGAGGCGGAGCCGGAGAAGAACCUCAAGUCCGUAGUGCCGGACUUGGGCCGCUUCCUUGUGAGGUUUCUCUUCACCGAGGGCGAGCUCAAGGCAAACCUACCCAUCAUCGUGCGUGAGCUUUUCUGCCGCAACGUUCGAUGGGUGCACCCAGAUCUUUGGCCAGAGUCGGAUGCACCCCCAGAAGUCAAGGAGGAGCAGGUUGCGGCCAGCUUCCAAGCCGGCCAGUUUGGCAUGAAGCUCUUGGUCUUUCAGAGCUACUACAUUCUGCGCUCACAAGAGCUGGGUUUAGAUUCCAUUGCUGCUCUUGAAGCCUGCCAUGGAAAGCCGGCCGCCAAUGCCCUCCAAGCGUUCCAAAGAGAUUGCCGGGAGAUCAAGGAGAUGGGAAGCUAUCCCGAGUUCUUCAUUUGGCUGCAGCUGGAUGACUACCUGGACAGGGACAUUCAUGAGAUGCUGUGCAACGCGGUGGAUGAGUCGGAGGAUAGAGGUUACAAUCAAGGAAUACCACGAUAA
Molecule: messenger RNA, 1687 nt
Organism: Effrenium voratum
Lineage: Eukaryota; Dinophyceae; Suessiales; Symbiodiniaceae
Source: the annotation of a GenBank genome assembly